AUGGAAGAAAUCCAAGUUGAACACAUCAUCAUGGCAAGAAGACCAAAACAAAUACCUCCUCCUAGGGUGGUGGAGGAACGACAAGAAGAAGAGGAGGAAGAGGAAGAGGAAGAAGAUGUUGAAGAGGAAAUUGAAACAGAUGACGAAGAGGAAGAAGAGGAUGAGGAGAUAACAAGCUCAUUUGAAGAGAAUAGUGAACAAGAUAAUGACGAUGAAUCAUCUACAGAAGAGGAUUAUGACCAUCGACAUGCAUCUAUCUUACAACAACAACAACAACACGAUCAUACUACAAGUAGUAGUAGUAAUAGUCAUAUAGCACCACGUAAAAGAAGAGGAAUCAAUCAUACAACUGAAGAAGAUCAUGAAUAUGAUUAUGAUCAUGGUGAUGAAUAUAUAGAUGGUGAAGACGAAGAAGAUAAUGACAAUAAUAAUGAUAAUGGUAUUGUUGAUGUUAAAGAAGUCAAUCAAUUAGUUAAAAAGACACUAAAACUACAAAAGAAUAUAAUCAGUCAUUUGGAUACCUAUGACAAACUACGAAAACAACAUUUGGAAGAAGAUGGACAUCAUUAUGCAACAACUUCAACCUCUUCUCCAACAACAAACCAAACCAAAACAACUAGUAUUGAAUCAUCGUCACGCGACUCAAUGGGUGAUGCCAUUCCCUAUGCAAUCGGAUUAUCAAUAUUCUUUUCAAUCAUCAUUUAUUCAUGUGGUGAUCUCUUCAUUGCGGCAUUUAUUGGUCAAUAA
Cavenderia fasciculata is the source of this 747-nucleotide messenger RNA. RefSeq lists its product as uncharacterized. The coding region runs from base 1 to 747 and encodes 248 amino acids. The record is from RefSeq and is a predicted model, not a curated record. Lineage: Eukaryota; Evosea; Eumycetozoa; Acytosteliales; Cavenderiaceae. The transcript has 2 exons.